This is a messenger RNA of Solanum stenotomum, 1344 nucleotides long. RefSeq lists its product as uncharacterized. Bases 1 to 1344 code for a protein of 447 amino acids. NCBI's taxonomy places the organism in Eukaryota, Viridiplantae, Streptophyta, Magnoliopsida, Solanales, Solanaceae. The record is from RefSeq and is a predicted model, not a curated record. The transcript has 9 exons.
AUGCCUGAAUACUUCCACUGUCGUACCUGCGGAACUCAAGUUGCACUCGUUCAGGAUUACGAUCACUCUGUAGACGACUUAGUGAAUGCAAAGUUCUUCACUGAAGUGCUUAAUGUUGAAGUAACAGAGGAUGAGCGAUAUCAUCCAGUAACAGAUGGCAUGAACCUAGCCGAGACUUACUGUGUCCAAUGUAAAACCCUGCUCGGGUGGAAACUUAUUGCAGCCUCCCAACCGUCUAGGAGUCAUAGAGUAGGAGGAUUCUAUAUGAUAUUGAAGGAGCUUAGUUUCUGGAACGAUGAAACGUUACCUAAUUUUCCCUUUGGAGGCGAUAAUGAACAGGUUCCUAAUGAUCAAGAUGGAGGUACAGAUGAAGAACAGAAUACUGAUCAAGAUGGAGGUACAGAUGAAGAACAAAAUAUUGAUCAGGAUGGAGGUACAGAUGAAGAACAAAAUACUGAUCAAGAUAGAGGUACAGAUGAAGAACAGAAUACUGAUCAAGAUGGAGGUACAGAUGAAGAACAAAAUACUGAUCAAGAUGGAGGUACAGAUGAAGAACAAAAUACUGAUCAAGAUGGAGAUACAGAUGAAGAACAGAAUCAUGAUCAAGAUGGAGGCGCUAAUGAGAAAAAUGUUGAUCAAGAUGGAGGCGCUAAUGAGCAAAAUGUUGAACAAGAUGGAGGCGCUAAUGGGCAAAAUGUUGAUCAAGAUGGAGGCGCUAAUGAGCAAAAUGUUGAUCAAGAUGGAGGUGCUAAUGAGCAAAAUGUUGAUCAAGAGGGAGGCGCUAAUGAACAGAAUCAUGAUCAAGAUGGAGGCGCUAAUGAGGAAAAUGCAGAUCAAGAUAGAGAUGCAAAUGAGAAAAAUGCUGUUCAAGAUGGAGACGCUACUGAUCAAGAUGGAGACGAUACCGACCAAGAUGGAGACACAACUGAUCAAGAUGGAAAUGCUAAUGGGCAAAAUGCUGAUCAAGAUGCAGCACUAAUGACUAUAUCCACUGUCAUAGGUGCAGCACUAGAGUUUAAUGUUGAUGUAGCAGAGGACGUACCUCAAGUAGUAUAUGGCAAUACCAUAGCCAAGACUUGCUGUGUCCAUUGUAGAAACAUGCUCGGGUGGAAACUUAUUGCAGUCUCCCAACUGUUUAGGAAUUUCAGAGAAGGAUUCUAUACGAGAUUGGAUGAGCUUACUUACUGGAACGAUGUAACGUUGCUUGAUUUUCUCUCUGAAGGCGAUAAUGAUCAAGAUGGAGGCGCUAAUGAGGAAAAUGCUGAUCAAGAUGGAGAUGCUAAUGAUCAAGAUUUAGAUAUCGCUGAGGGAAUGGGCAAUAUUGAUCUAAAUGCAAACAUUUGA